Molecule: messenger RNA, 1158 nt
Organism: Leishmania braziliensis MHOM/BR/75/M2904
Lineage: Eukaryota; Euglenozoa; Kinetoplastea; Trypanosomatida; Trypanosomatidae
Exons: 1
Coding region: 1-1158 (385 amino acids)
Source: RefSeq, a predicted model, not a curated record
AUGGGUCAGUCAGUCUCCUCUUCGCAGGCAAACCCUUCAAAUGACGAAGGCAUCGUCGAUGCCGCCGAACGUCACGAGCCUCGUUGUGCUGGUAGAGCAAAUCCGCUCGCCAGGAAGAUGCAGGACGAGCUUUACACCCCGAACUUUCCUCCUUUGGCGUCAGGCGCUGGGACUGCUGGCGUGGACAGUUCCACAUGCGCGGUUGGCUCUCACGGCAAUGCGAGCGAUUCGGCUGCGGCGAUUCCUAUUUUCUGCCUCGACGCAUCGGAGCAGAACAUGUGCCAGUUAUUCAAGUGGCUGGAGCUGCCUCCAGCGCAGCGUGCCAAGGUCCUUCAAGAGGUAUCGAAGAACGUCUGUGGUGUUCUCCUGCACGCUCCCGCCACCACAAGCGUGGGUGAUCUGAGGCAGUUCCUUCUGGGACAGUGUCCUCUGCGUCAGCGCACACCAGACAAGAGUGCCUUGUCGCCUCAUUUGCUUGCCAUUCGCGAUCCGUUUCUUUCCUCCGCUGGUGGUGCUGCGGCUAAUGGCACACCGUCUGGCAGCUCUGCGAAAGCCUUCUCCAACUCGCUGCUGACGCUACCAGACUCGAUGGUGCUGUCCACUCUGAGCAUGAACAAGCAGCUUUUCUUUUUGCCUGGGGUGGGGGCUAGUGAAGCUGACUGCAACCAGCUCGCCACAGGUCAUGCCAGCGUCGGCGCCGCUGACUCCUACCCGGCUGCGCUGGGACGAGAAGAUGCGGAGGCCGAGAAGGCAGCGGCUGCGAGUCCCUCAGCCUGCGCUGAUGACGUUUCCACUGCGGGGCGCGCACUAGUGCUGCUCUACUCCUAUGAGCCAAGCUUCGGCAUUGACUGCGACGACAUUCUACUGCUUGGGUGCUGUGCUUCCCUCUGCGCCUGCAUUGCGGCUAGCAUCUGCUGCUGUAUGAAUGCCCAGAAAGAUAGGUCACCCAGCAACGUUGACACGAUGCCCAGCAGUAACAACGGCGGCAAUGGUGUGCCCAAUUACUACAACCCUGGCAACGGCACCUCUUACAACGCACCACCACCGCCACCGCCGCAACCGCCGCUGAACUACUACGAGGCGCCCGGGUACGACAUGCCGCCGAAUACAUACCCAAGCGCCAAUCCGUACCCGGUGUAUCAGCCGCAGAGUCUGUAG